AUGAUGAAGCUACGUAAUAUCAAUAUUAUUGUUAUCAUUCUUGUUGUUUUUCUUAACACUGCACCAACUUAUUAUUGUUCAAGCGUACCACCAGAAGCAAAAAUGACAGCGAUUGAAAUAAUACUUUAUCAUGGUUAUCCAGUACAAGUAUUUCACGCAUACACCGCUGAUGGUUAUAUUUUAGAUCUCCAUCGUAUUCCGUUUGGCAAGAAUGGUUACAAUAAUCGAAAAUAUCGUCCAGUAGUUUUUUUACAACAUGGCUUAUUGGGAUCAAGCGCUGAUUGGGUGGAAAAUUUUCCAAAUGAAUCAUUUGGUAUAUUUUCUGGCGGGAGUUUUGUUUAA
Molecule: messenger RNA, 342 nt
Organism: Acanthocheilonema viteae
Lineage: Eukaryota; Metazoa; Nematoda; Chromadorea; Rhabditida; Onchocercidae
Source: the annotation of a GenBank genome assembly